ACACUGGGAUAAGUUGCCGGAGGGGGUUGUGGAAUCUCCAUCCCUGGGGAUGUUUAAGAGCAGGUUGGACACACGCCUGUCAGGGAUGGCACUCCCUCAGCCUGGUCCUUGUAUCGCUGCCGGCUGGGGCUGGCACACCAAGCCUACCAUCGCACUACUGCCUGCACAGGGCGUAAGCCUGCUGACAACCAGGACUCCUGGAGUCUAUUCCUGACGGCCACAGGCUCUCCAGCUCGCCUGUGACCUACAGUUUCCCAGGCUGUGCAAUGGGAGUGAUCAUGUGACACCCCUGCCCCCAUCCCUCUGGCAACAGGAGGCUUAAGUCACUAAUGCUGCAGCGCAUUAAUGUGAAAUGUGCUGGGUAUCCUCAUGGGCGGGGAGGUGCAGCCGGAGGAGAGCUCAAACUAUUGGCACGCUCCAUCAAUAGCAGGGCAAGAGAGCAUCGAGACGGCCAAGGUUGGGACAGGACUUUACCAGUGGUCCCUAGCUUGUACAGGUUUGUUCUGGCUGGCAGGGGCGAUGCCACUGAAAGCCGUCGCAUGACUCCCCUGGCCCACCAUGCCCUUCUCUGACUUUGUCUUGGCGCUGAAGGACAAUCCCUACUUCGGGGCUGGGUUUGGCCUGGUAGGGGUGGGCACGGCUCUGGCCCUGGCCCGGAAGGGGGCCCAGUUUGGGGUGGUUGCUUUUCGCCGACACUACAUGAUCACCUUGGAGGUGCCCAGCAAGGACAAGAGCUACCAGUGGCUGCUGAGCUGGAUCUCGCACUAUGCCAAGCACACUCAGCACCUGAGCGUGGAGACCUCGUACCUGCAGCAUGAGAGCGGGCGCGUCAGCACCAAGUUCGACUUCAUCCCCAGCCCUGGCAACCACUUCAUCUGGUACCGGAGGAAGUGGAUCCGCAUUGAGCGGAAUCGAGAGAAGCAAAUGAUUGACCUGCACACGGGGACCCCCUGGGAGUCCGUGACGUUCACGGCCCUGGGCACCAACCGGGAGAUCUUCUUCAGCAUCCUCCAGGAAGCCAGGGAGCUGGCUCUGAGGCAGCAGGAGGGGAAGACUGCAGCAUCCUCCAGGAAGGUACGGCUGCUCGCAGGGCCGGGGCCCGGGCUGGCUAGUGUCCUGCUGCGGCAGAAUGUCUCAGAGAAGAUCGUGCAGGACGUCAAAGAGUUCAUCGAGAACCCCAAGUGGUACACUGAGAGAGGAAUCCCCUACAGGAGGGGGUAUCUGCUUUACGGGCCCCCGGGCUGCGGGAAGAGCAGCUUCAUCACCGCCCUGGCCGGGGAGCUGGAGUACGGCAUCUGCCUGCUGAGCCUGAGCGACCGCGGCCUCUCCGACGACCGCCUCAACCACCUGCUCAGCGUGGCGCCGCAGCAGAGCAUCAUCCUCCUGGAGGACGUGGACGCCGCCUUCGUCAGCCGGGACCUCGCUGCCGAGAGUUAGUCCUGGCUAGGGGUCAUGGGACGGCUGACCUUCAGCGGCCUCCUCAACGCGCUGGACGGCGUCGCCUCCACGGAGGCCAGGAUAGUCUUCAUGACCACCAACCACGUCGACAGGUUGGACCCGGCCCUGGUGCGCCCCGGCCGGGUGGAUCUGAAGCAGCAUGUGGGGUAUUGCUCCCACUGGCAGAUCUCCCGCAUGUUCCAGCGCUUCUACCCCGAGCAGCCCGCGGCCACCGGCGAGAAGUUCGCAGAGCAGGCCCUGCGCGUCUCCAGGCAGAUCAGCGCCGCCCAGGUGCAGGGCCACUUCAUGCUGCACAAAGCAGACCCGGCCGGAGCCAUUGAGCACGUGCAGUCCAUAUUGCUGUGACCGAGGGCGGGCAGAACCAGAGGGGAGGGGCUGGCAGCUCCCCGGGGUUGGAUGCCCUGGGCGUGACUCACGGAGGCCGAGGUAACUGUGCGGAUGCAACGUGGCAGCCCUUGGAGCCGGCCGCUGUUUGUUUCGCUACCUCAGCAGGGCCUUGGCUUUCUAUUAAAAUAUAAAAAGAACCAGAACCCUCGAUAGCAACGUGCUGUCCUGCGCCACCGCUCCUCCCCAGACACAGCUGCUAACACGCCGGACUCCUCUGGGCUCAACGUGCAAGAGCGCUCUGAGCCUGCUAAGCACGAGGCCAGAACCCAGCCCUGAGCCCCCCGGACCCCCCGGCAUGGGGGCAAGCGAAGGACAGCGGGAGGAGACAGUAGGAGGAAGCUCGAGACACCGCCGGGCUCCACGCUGGAGCAGAACCGUUUUCCAGCUGCUUUCCAGCGUGCUCCGGAAAUCCAGCCCAGCGUGAAGUAGCGCAGUGGGGCCUUUUGCACGGCCCGGAGCCUUCUGUCUACCAGGUGCUUUGCAGAGGCUGCCCCUACAGGUUUGGUAACCACAGUCUGUCAGCCUCUCCCCUGUGCUGGGGCAGCCCCGGGCCUGGCCUGGGAGCCGGUCGCCCUGCAAACCCAGAACAGAAAGGCCGGCCCUGGCCCAGAGCGGCCAUCGAUCGUCCUGGCCCUGCGGAGCUCCCAGGCUAAGCAUGUCUCGUCAUCCCCACCAGGGUGCCACUGCGGGGAGAGUGCCCUUUGGUUCUCACCCAGCACAGGCUGGGUUGGGGUGGGGGCUCCCAAGAAGGGCCUGGCUCAGCACCUGGUAAGUCCGUG
Messenger RNA from Pelodiscus sinensis (Chinese soft-shelled turtle), 2624 nucleotides. Lineage: Eukaryota; Metazoa; Chordata; Testudines; Trionychidae. The record is from RefSeq and is a predicted model, not a curated record.